CAAGAAAUUUAAAGCUGAAUUAGUUGUUUGAGCCAGAUUGAUAAUUCAGCAUUUUGUAAAGUGAAUGAAGAAAUGGAAGCGAACAUAGCAGAAACAAAGAGAGAAAGGGAACGGAAAUUAAGGCUUUUGGCGCUGAAGAAGAGCGUGGCCAUUUUGGACCUGUUCCUCCGCAUAAGCAGCGCCGUGGCUGCGUUGGCCGCCACCCUCGCCAUGGGAACCACCGAGCAGACUCUUCCAUUCUUCACACAGUUGUUCCAGUUCCGAGCCAGCUAUGAAGAUCUCCCGGCAUUCACAUUCUUUGUGAUAGCAAUGUCAAUUUCAAGUGGCUACCUCGUUCUAUCAGUGCCUUUCUCCGUAGCAUGCGUAGUUCAACCCCUUGUUCCGGGGCCGAGGCUUCUCUUAAUGAUAUGCGAUACGUUUAUAGUGACAUUGCUUACUUCGGCGGCGGCUUCAUCGGCGGCGAUAGUGUACCUUGCUCACAACGGAAACUCCGAGGCCAAUUGGCUACCGUUGUGUCAGCAGUUUGGUGAUUUCUGUCAGAGGAUCAGCGGAGCGGUGGUGGCGGGAUUCGUUGCGGUGGCGCUGCUUCUCAUCAUGGUGGUGCUUUCCGCUCUCGGUCUAACAAAGCAUUGAUCUCUUCAAAUUCAUAUACAGAUGUGAUUUACAUUUGGUUUUGAUUUACAUUGCUAUAUGUAUGAUGUAAUUAUCCUUUUUCUUCCUUUCAUGUUUAUGUUGUGUUGUCAUUGAUUCUUGAUAAAUCAAAACUAAAUGUAGAUCGUAUUUGUAUAUGGAGUAAAGGUCGACAUUGGUUC
Molecule: messenger RNA, 812 nt
Organism: Salvia hispanica
Lineage: Eukaryota; Viridiplantae; Streptophyta; Magnoliopsida; Lamiales; Lamiaceae
Product: casparian strip membrane protein 1-like
Source: RefSeq, a predicted model, not a curated record